This is a messenger RNA of Xenopus laevis (African clawed frog), 1507 nucleotides long. It is a transcript of the gene rnps1.L, whose product is annotated as RNA binding protein S1, serine-rich domain L homeolog. Gene Ontology annotation, cellular component: nucleus; nucleoplasm; nuclear speck. The transcript has 7 exons. The coding region runs from base 16 to 873 and encodes 285 amino acids. Gene Ontology annotation, biological process: mRNA splicing, via spliceosome. NCBI's taxonomy places the organism in Eukaryota, Metazoa, Chordata, Amphibia, Anura, Pipidae. The record is from RefSeq and is a predicted model, not a curated record. Gene Ontology annotation, molecular function: nucleic acid binding; RNA binding.
GUAAGAAUUCGGGUCAUGCCAAGGGCUCCUUCACCCAGUAAGAGGAAGGAACGCUCAGAAGACAAGGCAAAAGAAAGAGGCAAAGAGAAAGCUCCAGGAAAAGAAGCCACAGAUAAAGAUCGUGGGCGUGACAAAGCAAAGAAGAGGCGCAGUGCUUCUAGUGGCAGUAGCAGUAGCAGUCGUUCCCGCUCCAGUUCAUCCUCCAGCUCCUCUUCGGGUUCCAGUUCCGGAUCCAGCUCUGGUUCCAGUUCAUCUGCUUCCAGUCGUUCAGGAAGUUCCAGUUCCUCUCGCAGCUCUAGUUCCAGCAGCUCCUCUGGUUCUCCAAGUCCAUCUCGCCGUCGCCAUGAUAACAGGAGGCGAUCUCGUUCAAAAUCCAAACAGCCAAAGCGUGAUGAAAAAGAGAGAAAACGAAGAAGCCCAAGUCCCCGACCCACAAAGGUUCACAUCGGGAGGUUGACCAGAAAUGUAACUAAGGACCAUAUUCUAGAGAUCUUCUCCACAUACGGCAAAAUAAAGAUGAUAGAUAUGCCUGUUGAUCGCUACCACCCGCAUCUGUCCAAGGGUUAUGCCUACGUUGAAUUCGAAGCUCCUGAAGAAGCGGAAAAAGCCUUAAAACACAUGGAUGGAGGACAGAUUGAUGGGCAGGAGAUCACCGCUUCAGCUGUUCUGACGCCAUGGCCUAUGCGUGCAAUGCCCAGAAGGUUCAGUCCCCCUCGACGAAUGUUGCCACCUCCCCCAAUGUGGCGGCGAUCUCCACCACGUAUGAGGAGAAGGUCACGUUCACCUCGGAGACGCUCCCCUGUAAGACGCCGGUCACGGUCACCUGCACGUCGCCGACAUCGCAGCCGUUCCAGUUCGAACUCAUCGCGGUGAACCUGUCAUCCUCUCGUGCCCCUUCCUUCCCACACCCGUCGCCUUGACACCAUAAAUCCUUCUCAGCAGAGUUGGCCAAGAGUUUUUUUUUUUUUUUUUUCAUGAAACUGUUCCUGGUAUAGCAGAUUUCAGCUUCAGGCCCAAAAAGAGGGUGUGGAAACAAUAACCUAAAGUAGACAUGGGCUGCCAGGGGACCUCCAAAUGUUGACUGCACCUCCCAGAAUCCCAUAGUCUUUGGCAUACUAGCAGCCAUAAACUUCUAGAGGGUUGAAAUGCAUCAUCUCUAGUGUGGAACAGAUUGAUCUCUUCGUUGAAGAGAAUUCCAGAAUUCAUGCUUUUUUUUUUUUUUUUUUUUUUUUUUUUUUCUUGUAUUAUAAAUAAGAAACUUGAUUUUCUUUCAUGUGCCUUUGAAGGCUAAUGGCACACACAGUGGCUUUGGAGGGUGUUUUGUUUUCGCGCCUUAUCAAAAAACAAAAAUAAGGCAUCAUUUGUUCCCAGUUGCUGCCUAAUACGAUUGCAUAGAAAUUGCCAUUGUUUUCACAAGAUUUCCAUAAUCAGCAAUGGAAGGGGGUGACUAGAAAAGAUUUGGCACUGCAUUAUUAAACAGGGAGGUCAAAACACCCCAAAAAGCUUG